AUGGGAGCUUCUUCUUAUCCUUCUUCUCCUUCAAUCUUGUUCUCUGGGUAUGCGCAGAAACAGAACAGAGAAAAAAGGAUUGAUUAUGCUGUUUGUGGUAGCUCGGUCUCAAACUCAAAGAUGAGUUCAAGUAGAGGUGGUGGAAAACCUUUUCAUUCACCGCCUACAAAGAAAACAUCAGCUGCAACAUCAAAUCUCAUGGUUGAUCAAUUGAAUUGUGGAGUGGCAGACCUGAGUUUUAAAUCGAAACAAGAUGAUGGGCAGGAAGUUUAUGUUAAGAAGCCCAAGAGUAGGGCUGGAAAGCAGCCGAUGCUCCAGGCCUCCACUGCUAAUGUUUGGGGAAAUUCUGGUCCUAAAGCAUGGGGUCAUCCAACAAAUACAGUGCCCAACUUAGAAAUGAGAAAUAAUGGGGGAAGGGGUUCAGGAAGCAAAUGGCAAGCUUAUCCUAUGAGUACUCCUACUGGUAGAGGAAAUGUAAGGCCACAGUCAGCUAACCGGGAUUUUGGGACUGUAGCAUAUCCUCCUCCUGUGGUUCAGACUCCUCUAAAGUGGUCUACUUUAGUGGCUUCAACACACUCCCUUGAGAAUGACCAAAGUUCUCAUCCUUCUGCAGUGGUUGUCCAUACAGAAGAAGAAGAUGAUGAUGAACAAUCAUAUUUGACUGAUGAGUCUGAUGAUGAUUUUCUGAGUGAUGAAUUUGAUUCAUGUGAAAGUGAAAAGAGCCACGAUACGCGCAAACAGAAUCGCUGGUUCCAAGGAUUUUUCAAUUGCAUCAACAGUUUGAGCACUGAGCAGAUCAAUGACCCUGGAAGACAGUGGCACUGCCCCGCUUGCAAAGGGGGUCCGGGAGCUAUUGAUUGGUAUCGAGGAUUAUAUUCCCUGACGGUACAUGCAAGAACAAAACGGUCAAAGAGGAUGAAGCUACACAGGGAACUUGCAGAAGUAUUGGAAGAAGAGCUAAGUAGGAGGGGUACUUCUGUGGUUCAAGCAGGUGAAAUUUUCAGAAUGUGGAACGGGCUUGCUAAUGAAGAAAAAGAUUUUUCAAUUGUGUGGCCCCCUAUGGUAAUCAUUAUGAAUACAAGACAUGAAAAAGAUGAAAAUGACAAGUGGAUAGGAAUGGGAAAUCAGGAACUUCUCGACUACUUCAGCUUUUAUGAUGCAGUCAAGGCUCGGCAUUCAUAUGGUCCAAAAGGGCAUCGUGGGAUGAGUAUUUUGAUUUUUGAUGCCUCACCGGUGGGCUACCUUGAGGCUGAGAGACUAAGCAAGCAUUUUACUGAUGAUGCAAGAGAUAGAGAUGCUUGGGAACGAAACCCGAUCACAUUUUUUGCUGGCGGAAAACGGCAGCUCUAUGGUUACAUGGCAGAAAAGAGAGAUAUAGAUGAUUUUAACCGGCAUUCGCACGGUAAAUCCAGAUUGAGGUUUGAGAUACUAUCUCACCGAGAAAUGGUUGUGGAUCCACUUAAGAAGAUGGGGGAGGACAAUCAGCAGCUGAUGCAUUUCAAGGACAAAGCCGCCAGACACCAGAAGCAGGCAAAAGCUCUUGAAGAGUCUGUUAAUGUUGUGGGUGAAAAACUUCGCCAGACUUUGGAAGAAACCAAGGUUGUCAGGUUGAGAAUAAAGAAGCACCAUGAGGAGAACAAAGAUGAGAUGGACUUUCAAGGAGAGUUCUUUAAGGAGAGUUUUGAAAAGAUGCAGCGGGAGCAUUUUGACAAGGAUAAGCAAUCUCAUCCAAAUAAUCUUCCUUCAGUUGAAGAUCAUCAUCUAGAAAGGGUGGAGGAAAUUGCAAAAUAUGGGGAGUUUCAGAACUAUGGGAUGAAAGAGUUCAUAGCAGAGAAGGAGAAGCUUAAAAAGGCGCAUGAAGAAGAAAUAGAUGCAAUGAGGCGUAGACAUAGAGAAGAAGAGGCCGCGCUAGACAAGAAGUUUGAACUGGCUGUGUUGAUGGAGAAGUAUACUCCACCAGCCUCAUAUUAAUGAGUGGCAAGCCCUCUUUCCCUUUUCCCUUUUCCCAUAUUGAAUAAUUGGCUGACUGAUGAUAAACCUACAGAUUGUGCUCUUUACCAUUUCCCAAAUUGAAUUAGCUGAUAAAGCUACAGAUUUUGGUCAAGGCUAAACUGUUCAGUGCUAAACAUUUAAAUCAGGCAUAAUAACUG
Messenger RNA from Ipomoea triloba (trilobed morning glory), 2150 nucleotides. RefSeq names its product protein SUPPRESSOR OF GENE SILENCING 3-like. The record is from RefSeq and is a predicted model, not a curated record. Gene Ontology annotation, biological process: defense response to virus; regulatory ncRNA-mediated gene silencing. The transcript has 6 exons. Bases 1 to 1971 code for a protein of 656 amino acids. Lineage: Eukaryota; Viridiplantae; Streptophyta; Magnoliopsida; Solanales; Convolvulaceae.